Dendronephthya gigantea is the source of this 4280-nucleotide messenger RNA. RefSeq names its product xanthine dehydrogenase-like. The record is from RefSeq and is a predicted model, not a curated record. The coding region runs from base 74 to 3883 and encodes 1269 amino acids. Gene Ontology annotation, molecular function: FAD binding; oxidoreductase activity; iron ion binding. Lineage: Eukaryota; Metazoa; Cnidaria; Anthozoa; Malacalcyonacea; Nephtheidae. The transcript is spliced from 39 exons.
AAUGGCAAGGUUUUUGCUUGCUAUAUCUCAAGAACCAAUUGAUUAAGAGUCAAAAGAACAGUGAAUUGUGCUUAUGGCCAAUAUGUCAGUGGCACCAAUUCAGGUGAUUAAUGUCCAGGUGAAUGGAGUGAAAUACAGCAUUUCAAAUACAAGCCCAAAUACGUCUUUAAAUGAAUGGCUGAGAUCUCAACCUUGCUUGAAAGGAACCAAGGUGACAUGUCAGGAAGGCGGUUGUGGGUCAUGUAUUGUGGCCUUAACGAAACAAGAUCUUGUCACCAACAAACAAAAGACAAUCGCUGUCAAUAGUUGUUUAUUUCCACUUUUUGCCGCAGAUGGAUUUAAGAUUACAACAACUGAAGGGAUAGGCAGCAGUCGAAAUGGCUUCCACGCAAUCCAGGAACGUAUUGCUGAAUACAAUGGCAGCCAGUGUGGUUACUGUACUCCAGGAUUCGUCAUGAAUAUGUACAGCUUACUUUCGGAAAAUUCUCAACCAAGCAAACAAGAAAUUGAGGAUGGUUUUGAUGGAAAUCUUUGCCGUUGUACUGGUUUCCGUUCCAUUCUGGAUGCUAUGAAGUCGUUCGCAAAAGGAGAAAGCCCCAUUGACAUAGAGGACUUAAGUCAACGCUCUAGCAAAGGAAAUUGCUGCGAAGAGACGAAAGCUUGUCAUGGCUGUUGUUUCAAUAUGAGGGAGUUGUCAAGCCCGCUGUGGUAUAAGCCUUCGUCCCUCAGUGACGUUUAUAACAUUCUGAAAGAACAUAUUUCGGACUCUGUGAGGCUGGUGGGUGGAAACACUGGAAAAGGGGUGUACAAAAAUGACGGUGAUUUCAAUGUUUACAUAAGUGUGACGGAUAUUCCUGAAUUAAAUAUUGUUAAGGUGACUGAUUCUACCCUGGAACUUGGUGCUUCCCUGUCGCUCAACACUCUUAUCCGAGAAUUGUUACAGAAUUCCGAGAAAUCAAAGUCAUUUGAUGUUCUUGCAUCUCAUAUAAAAAAGAUCGCCAAUGUUGCAGUAAGAAAUGUCGGUUGUUGGGCUGGUAAUCUCAUGUUGCUUCAUAAACAUCGAGAAUUUCCUUCGGACAUAUUUACAAUUACGUCGGCAGUUGGUGCCACUUUGAAUAUAGGUUCUGUCGAUGGCUCCGCUAACAUCUACACAAUGGAGGAAUUUUUAUCGCUUGGUAUGCAAAACAAGGUGAUUAUCAGUAUCAUGGUCCCGUUUUCUCGCGCAGGUGAAGUUGUAAAGUCUUUUAAGAUAAUGCCAAGACAUCAGAAUGCACAUGCGUAUGUAAACGCUGGGCUCAGAGUCUUAAUUGAUUCCAGUCAAACCGUGCGCGGAGUGCCGAGUUUUGUUUUUGGCGGAAUAAAGAAUUCGCCGAUGCGGGCAAGCGCAACAGAACAGUAUCUUUCCGAAAAGAAUCUCUGGGACUUUGAAACAUUGAAAGGUUGUUUAAAUUUAUUGAAUAAGGAAAUUGUACCGGAAUCGUCUUUACUGAAGGCGAGUAUGGAGUACCGCAAGAGUUUAGCUGUCAGUCUGUUUUACAAGUUGUACCUCGCACUGCUUGGUGACAAAGCGAAUGAAAGAUUUAGGUCAGCCGCAGUGCCUUUCGUACGGCCAAUCUCUUCCGGACAACAAAGUUAUGAUACAACUGCAAAUGACUACCCAGUGACUCAACCAAUUCCGAAGAUGUCGGCGAAAUUACAGGCUUCGGGAGAGGCACAGUUCACCGAUGAUAUACCAAAACGUCUAGGAGAGGUUUAUGGCGCCUUCGUAACCACAGCAAAGGGUAACUGUAAAAUUGCAAGCAUUGACCCGUCUGAAGCUACGAACAUGCCUGGUGUGCUGAAAUUUAUCACGGCAAAAGACAUACCGGGCGAGAACAAUUUCGUUGGGGCUUUUAAUUUUGACACGAAAGAAACGAUAUUUUGUGACGAGGAUGUUGGCUAUGCAGGACAGGGUGUCGGGGUUAUUAUUGCAGUAAGUCAAAGCUUGGCAGACGAGGCAGCAGAGAAGGUUAAAAUUACAUACACGGAUUGCAAACCACCAAUAAUCACUAUAGACGAUGCAGUUAGGGCCCAGUCUUUCAUUUCGGAAAAAAUUGUCCGCAACAUUUACGGCGACCCUGAUGCCUUCAUGGCAGCUUCUGCGCAUGUCAUAAGUGGCGAGAUCAGACUUGGGACUCAGCAUCAUCUCCAUAUGGAAACACACAUAUGUUUGUGCAUCCCCGGCGAGGAAGAGAUGGAAGUGUAUUCUGCAGCGCAAUUCACAGAUAAUACUCAAAAAGCUGUCGCCCAAGUUUUAAAUAUGCCCCAGAAAAGUGUUCACGUGACAUGCAGACGAUGCGGAGGUGCUUUCGGUGGAAAGGCUAUUCGUGAGGGAGUUAAUUCGGCAGCAUGUGCUGUCGCUGCUUACGUCAUGAACAGACCAGUUCGUUUAAGAAUGAACCUUAAAACCAACAUGACAAUGGUUGGAAAAAGAUUUCCUUACCUGGCAAAAUACAAGGUUGGCGUUACGGACGAGGGGAUAUUAAACGCUGUUGAUAUCACCUUAUAUACAGGGUGUGGUCUAGCAGCUACUGAGAUAUCGAUAACCAACAUGGCGGCAUACAUUGACAAUGUAUAUUAUUGUGAAAACUGGAAAUUUCAUGGCGUACCAUGCAAGACAAACACUGCAACAAAUGCCUUCACACGUGCACCAAGAACAAUGCCAGCGAUUUUUGUCACCGAGACAAUGAUGAAUCACGUGGCAAAAGUGCUAAACAAAAGCCCGGAUGAAAUACGGCAAAUCAACUUCUACAAACAAGGACAGAUAACAUAUUAUAAACAGCCUCUAGAAUACUGCAACAUCUCAAAAAUAUGGCAAGACCUCAAAGAGUCAAGUGAAUUUGAUAGAAGAAAAAGAGAAAUUGCGAAAUUUAACAAAGAGAACCGUUGGCGUAAACGUGGCAUUAGUCUCGUCCCGUUGAGAUAUGGCAUAACACGGGCACCGGGAAGUCGAUUUACUGCAUACGUUGCAAUAUUUCGCAAAGAUGGAACAGUUUCGAUAUCACAUGCAGGAAUCGAAAUGGGUCAGGGUAUCAAUACCAAGGCCUGUCAAGUUGCAGCAUACACUCUUGGUCAUGGACUGAAAGUUGAUCAAAUAUCUGUCAGACCUGCCACGAGUUUUAUGAAUCCCAAUGGUGCUGCAUCGUGGGCCAGCAUGACCAGUGAGUUAUGCUGCGAGGCAGUUGCAAAUUGCUGUUCUGCUCUGAAGAAGAGGAUAGAGCCGGUUGCAAAAGACAUGCCAAACAGUUCAACAUGGGUUGAAAUUAUCGAGAAGUGUUUUGAAGUUGGCGUAGAUUUAUCCGCAAAGCACAUGGUGUUUCCUCGGAAGAGUCACCAAUUCAACUACAACGUCUACGCCAGUACAUGUACUGAGGUAGAGAUCGAUGUUCUUACCGGAGAAACAGAGAUACUCAGGACGGACAUACUAUAUGACUGUGGAAAAAGCACAAACCCGGAGAUUGAUAUUGGUCAAGUCGAGGGUGCGUUUGUCAUGGGCCUUGGUUAUUGGCUGACAGAGAAUGCAAUUUAUGAGCCAACCACAGGACUUCAACUAAACACGGGGACCUGGGAUUAUUAUCCCCCGUUUUCCAAGGAUAUUCCAAUAGAUUUCCGUGUGUCACUUCUCAAAGAAGCCUCAAACCAUUUAGGAUUUCUCCGCUCAAAAGCGGUUGGUGAACCACCCCUCUGUAUGUCAUGUUCUUGUCUGUUUGCCGUACAAGACGCCAUUUAUCACGCUCGAGAAGAAAUCGGCAAAGACAAGGAUUACUUUGCCCUUGAUGGACCAGCAACAGUCGAAGCCACGCAGUUGAAAUGCUUGGUGGAUCCUGAACAAUUUCUAUUUUGAUGUGAGAAAAACUAGCUGACGUUUGAUAUAAUUUAAAAUGCCAAAUCUUACACUAUUAGUGAUUAAGCAUGAUUGUAGACCAUUUGAUAAACUGCUGCAAUCAAAGUAUAUUUGCUCUAGUAAUACUGGGUUAGAUAAUUAAAUAACCGGGUUUGCUCGCCUUGAACUGAAAUUAAUAAACUCCCAAGACUUUCCAAGUCCUUUUUUUGUGCAUGUCUUUCGCGGAGUUCUCUAGGCCUAUAUUCGGAGUUGCUCCCAAUCACAACCGAAGAUUAAAGAAAUUCCAACAAGGUGGAAUUUCGUUUUAAGCUAAUAGACAUACACCGAUACACGGCCAAAAAUUUAUCAGGUUGUCGCAUCAGGGGUGAACAAUGUUGUGCUGCACCCUGGGAACAGU